AUGUCCACCGAAGCGAAGCACCUCCACGACUGGAGCGCAACGCAGUAUCUCAAGUUCAAGGAUGAGCGCACCCAGCCAGCACGCGAUCUUCUAUCGCGAGUUCCCCUUCAGGCCCCCAAACGCGUGGUAGACCUGGGCUGUGGCCCGGGGAAUUCAACCGCCGUCCUAGAGUCGCGCUAUCCCAACGCUGAGCUGAAGGGGAUCGACUCGUCCCCAGACAUGAUCCAGAAGGCAAGAUCGACCCUUCCACACCUCGAGUUUACUGUGGAAGAUUUGAAUACCUACUCGCCAUCAUCACCCGUUGAUCUGUUCUACUCCAACGCCGUCUUCCAGUGGCUCGGAAAGGAACGGCGGAUUGAAGUCAUCAAGCGAUUGAUGGGAACGCAGCCGUCUGGCGGCGCGUUUGCCCUCCAAGUCCCCGAUAAUCUCGACGAGCCGUCCCAUGCUCUGAUGCGUGAGACUGCACAGUCCGGCCCCUGGGCGACAACUCUGGAGACUGUUGGGCGUGAGACCUUCCAGUCGCCACAGGACAUCUACGAUCAGCUCAAGCCUCUUUGUUCAGAGGUCAAUAUCUUUCAUACGAGCUACUAUCACUCCCUUGAAAAUCACGAAGCCAUCAUCGAAUGGGUCAAGGGGACAGGGUUGCGGCCUUAUUUGGAUCCCUUGCAGCCGCAGGAGAAGACUGGGUUCCUGGGUGACUAUCUGAAGCGCUUGAAAGAAGCCUAUCCUUCGUCGGUUGACGGAAGAGUCUUGCUGCGCUAUCCGCGACUCUUUGUGGUUGCCAUUAAGAAUUGA
This is a messenger RNA of Penicillium cinerascens, 795 nucleotides long. RefSeq names its product Trans-aconitate 2-methyltransferase. Bases 1 to 795 code for a protein of 264 amino acids. Lineage: Eukaryota; Fungi; Ascomycota; Eurotiomycetes; Eurotiales; Aspergillaceae. The record is from RefSeq and is a predicted model, not a curated record. Gene Ontology annotation, molecular function: trans-aconitate 2-methyltransferase activity. The transcript has a single exon.